AUGAUCACCGGCAAAGAUAUGUACGACGUACUAGCGGCGAUGGUGCCGCUAUACGUAGCUAUGAUACUAGCCUACGGUUCGGUACGGUGGUGGGGAAUAUUCACACCAGACCAAUGUUCCGGUAUUAACCGGUUCGUUGCGGUUUUCGCGGUUCCUCUUCUCUCUUUCCAUUUCAUUUCCUCCAAUGAUCCUUAUGCCAUGGAUUACCAGUUCCUCGCCGCCGAUUCUCUUCAGAAAGUCGUCAUCCUCGCCGCACUCUUUCUUUGGCAGGCGUUUAGUCGCAGAGGAAGUCUAGAUUGGGUGAUAACGCUAUUUUCGCUAUCGACACUACCGAACACGUUGGUAGUGGGAAUCCCAUUGCUCCGGGCUAUGUAUGGAGACUUUUCAGGCAACUUAAUGGUGCAACUAGUUGUGCUUCAAAGUAUCAUAUGGUAUACAUUAAUGCUCUUCUUGUUCGAGUUUCGUGGCGCUAAGCUUCUUAUCUCCGAGCAGUUCCCAGAAACCGCUGGUUCCAUCACUUCUUUACGAGUUGAUUCUGAUGUUAUCUCUCUCAGUAGCCAUGAACCCCUCGAGACCGAUGCCGAGUUAGGUGACGACGGAAAGCUCCACGUAGUGGUCAGGAGAUCAAGCGCCUCCACAUCAAUGAUCCCAUCGUUCAAUAAGUCUCACGGCGGAGGAUUUAACUCUUCCAUGAUCACGCCGCGAGCCUCAAAUCUCACUGACGUCGAGAUUUACUCCGUUAGCUUUAACCAGACAGAUUUUUACGCUAUGUUUGAUGCAAGCAAAGCUCCGGACCCUCGUCACGGGCACAGCAAGAGUUACGGUGGCGUAGGAUCAGGUCCCGGCAGAGAUGUUUACUCGCUUCAGUCGUCUAUAGGAGUGACACCAAGAGCUUCCAGCUAUAAUGAGGAAGUUUUGAAGAUGAAGAAAAGAGGAAGAGGGCGGAGAAGUAUGAGUGUUGACUUAUAUAACAAUAACAGUGUUCCCUACCCACCACCAAAUCCGAUGUUCAUGGGGUCAACGAGCGGAUCAAGUGGAGUCAAGAAAAAUGAAACUGGUGGUGGAGAAGCACAGAACAAGGAGAUGAACAUGUUCGUGCGGAGUUCGAGUGCUUCUCCUGUUUGGGAAGCCAACGCUAAGAACGUUAUUAAUAUUACUAAAGGUGCCUUCACCGAUUCAUCCAUCGACCUUAAAGCUUCUCUUCCUCCUAACGACAACCUCGCUUCCAAAGUGAAGCAGAGUCUGAUUGGGAACAAGACACCCGGAAGAAAAGGACAUGUGGAGAUGGACCAAGAGGGUAAUAAAGGCAGUGACAUAGAAGACGGUGGUGGUCUCAGCGGUCCGGCGAAACAGAAAAUGCCGCCGGCGAGCGUGAUGACGAGACUAAUACUGAUAAUGGUUUGGAGAAAACUCAUUCGAAACCCUAACACUUACUCUAGUCUCUUUGGCCUUGCUUGGUCCCUUGUCUCCUACAAGUGGAAUAUAAAGAUGCCAACAAUAAUGAGUGGAUCGAUUUCGAUAUUAUCUGAUGCAGGUCUUGGCAUGGCUAUGUUCAGUCUUGGUCUAUUUAUGGCAUUGCAACCAAAAAUAAUUGCAUGCGGAAAAUCAGUAGCAGUCUUCGCGAUGGCCGUGAGGUUCUUGUCAGGACCAGCCGUAAUCGCAGCAACCUCGACUGCAAUUGGUCUUCGAGGCAAUCUCCUCCAUAUCGCCAUCGUCCAGGCUGCUCUUCCUCAAGGAAUUGUUCCUUUUGUUUUCGCCAAGGAAUAUAACGUCCAUCCUGAUAUCCUAAGCACUGCGGUUAUAUUCGGAAUGCUGGUUGCUUCGCCUGUAACAGUACUCUACUACGUUCUUUUGGGCAUUUAAGUGAAGAUUGAAACGCAAAUCAAAGACGAUCGAUACU
Raphanus sativus (radish) is the source of this 1900-nucleotide messenger RNA. RefSeq names its product auxin efflux carrier component 2. Gene Ontology annotation, molecular function: auxin efflux transmembrane transporter activity. Gene Ontology annotation, biological process: auxin export across the plasma membrane; auxin polar transport. Bases 1 to 1863 code for a protein of 620 amino acids. The transcript is spliced from 9 exons. NCBI's taxonomy places the organism in Eukaryota, Viridiplantae, Streptophyta, Magnoliopsida, Brassicales, Brassicaceae. The record is from RefSeq and is a predicted model, not a curated record. Gene Ontology annotation, cellular component: endoplasmic reticulum; plasma membrane.